AUGGCGCGCAUGCUCAGCGCCCUUGCCACCGGCAUGGGCUUGCUGACUGACAAGUAUAUGCUCGGUGCCACGAACUUUGUUGAGCAUUAUGCCACUGAUUUCCACGCGACUAAUGCGCAGAAGGAUUUUGUCAAAGCUGCCAUGUAUGGCGGGGCCAUCGUUGGUAUGCUCGUCAUGGGUCCAGCUUCUGACUACAUCGGUCGCCGCAUGGGCCUCAUUGUCUGUUCCAUUAUCACCCUUAUUGGCGCGCUGCUUUCAGCUCUUGCCUGGAGUGAGGAUGCCCUCAUUGUAGCACGCAUCAUUACUGGCAUUGGCAUGGGGGGUGAGUACCCACUGGCCUCAUCGCAUUCUGCUGAGUCCUCGGAGAAGACCAGCGACGGUGCCCGCAAUGUGGCCUUGCUUUACCUGUUCGGAAGCGGCUUUGGCCAAGCACUCUGCCCGAUGGUGACCUACAUAAUGGACGUCGCUGGCGUCCCGCAUGAGAUAUUGUGGCGGUGGAUCUUCGGAGUGGGUGUUAUUCUUUCAGCCUUGGGCUUGGUCUUGCGAUACCUGACCAUCCAGGACAGCCUGAAGUUUGUGCAAGGAAAGGAGGCGGAAGAGAAGCAUCACGACACUACCUGGACCAUCCUAUCACCGUAUUGGAGGGCGAUCGCGGGCACUGCCGGAUGCUGGUUCCUCUUUGACACAGUCGAAUACGGUCUGAAGCAGAACGAUGCAGCGAUUUUCAACUCGGACGGCAGUGGCCCCUACUCGGAUGGUAUCCUCGAGGUGUUGUGGAGUCGCCUUCUCGUGAUCCCCUCGUUGAUAUUUGCCCCGUGGUUUCUGACGAAGACCUCCAGCAAGCGUGUCCAAUUUCUUGGUUUCCUUGGAUGUGCGAUUGCCAACCUCAUCUUGGCAGUAGCUUACAAACAGUUGCGAGAGAUGUCCACUCUGUUCUUCACGUUCUACAUCGUGCAGCUCUCCUUCCAGAGCUUGCCUGGGGUCACGACCAUGGCGAUCUCGGCAGAGAUCUAUCCUAGCAUGGUCCGCGGCACUGGCGCCGGCAUUAGCGCAGCCUUCGGAAAGCUUGGUGCCACCGUUGGCUCUUACUUCUUCUCGGAGCUCAAGAACUUGGGGAACAUCAGUGGGAUUUUUUGGACUGUGUUUGCGGCUUCCUCCUUGGCCAUGCUCCUCACCGCGAUAGGCAUUCCGUACUACAACGGCAACACCCUCGAUGAAGCUGAUGC
Molecule: messenger RNA, 1226 nt
Organism: Symbiodinium sp. CCMP2592
Lineage: Eukaryota; Dinophyceae; Suessiales; Symbiodiniaceae
Source: the annotation of a GenBank genome assembly